AUGCCCUACAAAAUGGUGUUUCGCGUCGACGGGGGCUGUCGUGGUAACGGACGGCCGGGAGCCAUUGGCGCUGCCGCCGCCGUCCUCGAUACCUCAUCCGGCAGAGGCUAUCGCUACAUGACCAAAGAGCUGCCUGAUUAUCCCACCCCCACCAACCAGAGGGCUGAGCUCACCGCCAUCAUCAUGGCGCUGGAAUGGGCACUGGACAGGUACCAGGAACUGAACACAUCUCCGCACUGCUUCAUUGACAUAUACUCGGAUUCUCGUUACGCCGUCGACUGCAUGAACAUCUGGACCUGCACCUGGUACAAGAACGGCUGGGUCAACUCUCGCGGUUUCGAAGUCGCCAACCGCGAUCUCCUCGAGGAGGCGGUAGAUCUCGAGCUGCGGGUCAGGGACGAACUGGGCGACUUGGAAUUCCACUGGGUGCCUAGAGAGGAUAACGCACUCGCCGACAAACACUGCAAUGAGGCACUGGACGAGAAGGCUCGUUACGAUUCAUCUUCUUCAGAUAGUGACUGGUAG
This is a messenger RNA of Pestalotiopsis fici W106-1, 525 nucleotides long. RefSeq lists its product as uncharacterized. The transcript has a single exon. The record is from RefSeq and is a predicted model, not a curated record. NCBI's taxonomy places the organism in Eukaryota, Fungi, Ascomycota, Sordariomycetes, Amphisphaeriales, Sporocadaceae. Gene Ontology annotation, molecular function: nucleic acid binding; RNA-DNA hybrid ribonuclease activity. The coding region runs from base 1 to 525 and encodes 174 amino acids. Gene Ontology annotation, biological process: DNA replication, removal of RNA primer.